Messenger RNA from Oncorhynchus mykiss (rainbow trout), 1123 nucleotides. Its product is annotated as U11/U12 small nuclear ribonucleoprotein 25 kDa protein. Lineage: Eukaryota; Metazoa; Chordata; Actinopteri; Salmoniformes; Salmonidae. Gene Ontology annotation, cellular component: U12-type spliceosomal complex. Gene Ontology annotation, biological process: mRNA splicing, via spliceosome. The record is from RefSeq and is a predicted model, not a curated record. Gene Ontology annotation, molecular function: protein binding.
CUUCCUAGUAAUGUUAUGCACGUACGGACAUGUGUUGCAGGCGAAUCGAUAGCACUUCUGUCCUUCCUCUACAAUCAACACAUUCCCACAUGUUGGACAAAACAGAAGCAUAUUCUUUUGACUAAAUUGGUCAGCACCGAUCUCACAAUGUAGCUAGGUUUGUACAUCUAUUUCAAUCAUUUAUCUAAAUUACAAAAUCCCUGACAACGUUGUUGACCUCCACGCUCGUGUAAAAACGUUGUUACAUCUAAAAAGGUUCGUGUAAAUGAUGGGGGAGGAGACCCAGUCCCUUCACCUGGAUGAGGGACUGUCUAUCAAGAAAGAGGAGUUCGGACAGGCAGAGGGAAAGAUGAACCAAGUGGAGGAUGAAAAACCAGAGGAGGUUGAAGAGGAAGAUGAGGAGGAGGAUGAAGAAGCAUUACCACACUCUGAAUUCCUGGAUAUCUUUGAAGAAGGACUGGCUCGCCUUGUACAGGACCCUCUACUCUGUGACCUUCCCAUUCAGGUGACUCUGGAGGAGGUGAAUUCCCAGGUUGCCCUGGAGUAUGGCCAAGCCAUGACGGUCCGUGUAUGCAAAGCGGAUGGUGAAGUAAUGCCCAUAGUGGUGGUGCAGAAUGCUAUGGUGCUGGAUUUGAAGAAAGCCAUCCAGAGGUUCAUGGAGCUGAAACAGCAAAGGGAGGGUGGGGUAAAGCACGUCAGCUGGGGAUACGUAUGGAGAACCUUUCAUCUUGUAUUUCAAGGAGAGAAGCUUGAUGAUGACAAAAUGAAACUAAAGGAUUAUGGGAUCAGAAACAGAGAUGAGGUGACAUUCAUGAAGAGACUGAGGAAGAAGUGAAACGGAGAUUUCACUACCGUGUGGAGUCCUGCCUACUCUGUGAGUUGCCUGCUCAGUCCCCGUUGCUUCAUGUACAGCAACUAUAGUCAUACACUGACAUGACUCAGUUGAUGUCUAAAAGGUUUUUCAAUGGACAUCUCAAACGUUUUUUUACAUGUUGUAGAUAUGAUUGUGUAGGAAUGUUUCGUACGGUCUCCAUUUUUUAUUGUUUGGACAUAUUCUCUUGUCCUCUUGUACAGUAAUAUUGUGCCACUUCAAAUAUGAAUAAAGGCUACAGUGCAACCAAAA